AUGGCAAGUACCACAGGCGAGCUCCGCCUCGCCACGACGGCCACGGUCGCGACCGCGGCCCCCGAAGCUGCGCCGCUUCCAGCGGCGCAGCCGGGCGAACCUGAGCCGCUCGCCGCGGAGCCGCCGCGGGUGCAGCGGCCGCGGGUGCUGCGGCAGCGGGGAGAGCAGCUGCGGCAGAGCUGUGAGGGAUGCGCCAAGGGAUGGCGAGAGGCUUUGGACUUCGAGAAGAAGUUCUUGCUUCGACACUUCGAUGGGGAGCCUGGGCUGCCCAGCGCUGCAGCGCGAGGGCUGCGAGGGGCGCCCUUGCCCGAGCCGGAGAAGGAGGAGCCCGCGGAGGUGCCAGCUCCAGCUCCCGAAGGAGCUGCGGACGACACGGCGGGCCGCGCGCUGACCACCGUGACCGACGCCGGUCCCGACGCCGCGCCGAACGACGCCGACGAGAAGCUGUCAGAGACGGCAAAGGAGCCGCCGAAGGAGCCGCCGAAGGUGCGGGGGCUGCAGAGUCGGAGGCGGGCUGUCUUGCAGAAGCAGGGCCUUUGGUUGGAGGACGUGGCGAAGCCUGAUCCCGAGCAGUUUUGGGACGAGCAAGUGGCGCGCUACCGGUGGGAUCACCGACUUCGCAAGCACGCCUACGUGCAAGUCAAAGAGCAGGCGGCAGAGGUGGCCGCAAACACAUUCACCGCGGCUAUCCUGGAAGCCGCUCGACCCCUGACACAGUCAGAACCUGCGUAG
Durusdinium trenchii is the source of this 732-nucleotide messenger RNA. Lineage: Eukaryota; Dinophyceae; Suessiales; Symbiodiniaceae. The record is from the annotation of a GenBank genome assembly.